Canis lupus familiaris (dog) is the source of this 6703-nucleotide messenger RNA. RefSeq names its product kelch like family member 5 (gene KLHL5). The record is from RefSeq and is a predicted model, not a curated record. The coding region runs from base 215 to 2440 and encodes 741 amino acids. Gene Ontology annotation, molecular function: protein binding. Lineage: Eukaryota; Metazoa; Chordata; Mammalia; Carnivora; Canidae. The transcript is spliced from 12 exons.
CGUGUUUCAUCGCUAUUCAUUCUCCUUUGUUCUUUAUAAUCUGCUAUAUUGGUAUAAAAGUUAAUGUAGAUAUAUAUGUGAACGUGAUUUAUUUCCUUUCAAUCUGUUUAUUGUGUACAGCAGGGCAUAUACUUCUCUUGUCUUGGUUGGAUGCACAAAUCUGUGUGCAGUGCUUUUUGCCCGUUGCCUAGACGAUCACUUGGUUUCUCUGAGGAUGUCUGGUUCUCGUAAAGAGUUUGAUGUGAAGCAGAUUUUGAAAAUCAGAUGGAGGUGGUUUAGCCAUCAAGCAUCAUCUAAUUCUACAGUUGACAGCCAGCAGGGAGAAUUUUGGAAUCGAGGACAGACUGGAGCAAACGGUGGGAGAAAGUUUUUAGAUCCAUGUAGCCUACAAUUGCCUUUGGCUUCAAUUGGUUACCGAAGGUCCAGCCAACUGGAUUUUCAGAAUUCACCUUCUUGGCCAAUGGCAUCCACCUCUGAAGUCCCUGCAUUUGAGUUUACAGCUGAAGAUUGUGGCGGUGCACAUUGGCUGGAUAGACCAGAAGUGGAUGAUGGCACUAGUGAAGAAGAAAAUGAAUCUGAUUCCAGUUCAUGCAGAACAUGGAAUUCUGAACUGUGGUGUUGGAAUAAUAAUAAAUAUAGACCAGCCAUCUAUAAUCAUUUGUAUAAUGGAAAGAGGGGCAUAUCUUUACAUAGGACUUCCAAUAGUAGUCAGACAUUAUCAUCCUGCCAUACUAUGGAGCCAUGUUCAUCAGAUGAAUUUUUCCAAGCCCUUAAUCAUGCUGAACAAACAUUUAAAAAGAUGGAAAACUAUUUGAGGCAUAAACAGUUGUGUGAUGUAAUUCUAGUUGCUGGUGAUCGCAGAAUUCCAGCGCAUAGAUUGGUGCUCUCCUCUGUCUCGGAUUAUUUUGCUGCCAUGUUUACUAAUGAUGUCAGGGAAGCAAGACAAGAAGAAAUAAAAAUGGAAGGUGUUGAACCAAAUUCACUCUGGUCUUUGAUUCAGUAUGCAUAUACAGGCCGCCUUGAAUUAAAAGAAGAUAAUAUUGAGUGCCUGCUGUCUACAGCUUGCCUCCUUCAGCUUUCACAGGUUGUGGAAGCUUGCUGUAAGUUUUUGAUGAAACAGCUUCACCCAUCCAACUGUCUUGGAAUCCGUUCUUUUGCUGAUGCCCAAGGUUGUACAGAUUUGCAUAAAGUGGCUCACAAUUAUACUAUGGAGCAUUUCAUGGAAGUAAUUCGAAACCAGGAAUUUGUAUUAUUACCAGCCAGUGAAAUUGCAAAGCUUUUGGCGAGUGAUGACAUGAACAUUCCUAAUGAGGAGACAAUACUGAAUGCACUUCUUACUUGGGUUCGUCAUGAUUUGGAACAGAGACGGAAAGAUCUCAGUAAACUUUUGGCUUAUAUUAGGCUACCUCUUCUUGCACCCCAGUUCCUGGCAGACAUGGAAAAUAAUGCACUUUUUCGGGAUGAUAUAGAAUGUCAGAAACUUAUUAUGGAAGCAAUGAAGUACCAUUUAUUACCAGAGAGACGACCCAUGUUACAAAGCCCUCGGACGAAACCUAGAAAGUCAACAGUUGGAACAUUAUUUGCAGUUGGAGGAAUGGAUUCAACAAAAGGAGCAACAAGCAUUGAAAAGUAUGAUCUUCGUACAAAUAUGUGGACUCCUGUAGCAAAUAUGAAUGGGAGGAGGCUACAGUUUGGUGUUGCAGUGUUAGAUGACAAACUGUAUGUGGUUGGAGGAAGAGAUGGACUGAAGACUUUGAACACUGUAGAAUGCUACAACCCCAAAACAAAAACCUGGAGUGUGAUGCCUCCUAUGUCCACCCAUAGGCAUGGCCUUGGUGUGGCUGUAUUGGAAGGUCCCAUGUAUGCAGUAGGUGGACACGAUGGCUGGAGCUACCUGAAUACAGUGGAAAGAUGGGACCCUCAGGCUCGCCAGUGGAAUUUUGUUGCCACUAUGUCUACCCCCAGAAGCACAGUAGGUGUAGCAGUUCUAAGUGGAAAACUUUAUGCAGUUGGUGGUCGUGAUGGAAGUUCUUGCCUCAAAUCAGUAGAAUGUUUUGAUCCUCAUACUAAUAAAUGGACGCUCUGUGCACAAAUGUCCAAAAGGAGAGGGGGAGUAGGAGUAACUACCUGGAAUGGAUUGCUGUAUGCUAUUGGAGGACACGAUGCUCCUGCAUCCAACUUGACUUCCAGACUCUCAGACUGUGUGGAGAGAUAUGAUCCCAAAACAGAUAUGUGGACUGCAGUGGCAUCUAUGAGCAUCAGCAGAGAUGCAGUAGGGGUCUGUUUACUUGGUGAUAAAUUAUAUGCUGUUGGAGGCUAUGAUGGACAAACUUAUCUUAAUACAGUGGAGGCUUAUGAUCCCCAGACAAAUGAGUGGACCCAGGUUGCUCCACUGUGCCUAGGAAGAGCUGGGGCUUGCGUUGUAACUGUCAAAUUAUAACAUAAUGCUUUGUUUUCUAAAUGAAGAUAUUGUCUUCCUUAUGAAUUUAGUAAAAUUAUUCUACUACCAAUGGAUACAUUUUUAGUAAAUUUGCAAUGCCACAUUCCUGGGCACAGGGUGCCCAAUCUCAAAGUGAAGAUGGUAAAACAAGGGAGGAACAAGUGGAUGAACCAGGAUUAAAUCCUCCAUUUCUUAGGAAUUCAUUUCUCAGCAAAUCAAAACUACAGCUGGUGGAUUGUGAACAUAUGUUCCUGAUGUAACAUAUGAGGACAAAUGCAUUGCUCCUAAAUGCAAUGUGGUAUUAGCUGGGAAUUUCAUUUAUUAAUAAUCAACCACAUUUUACUCACGUUAUCCAGAUUUCUUUUACUACAGUGCACAUACACCAGAUGACACUUUUAAUGUUUGCUUUGUAACUUUAUCAUACAUUAGUUGCAGUAAUUUUUAUUCGUUUGUUUAACUGCAACUACAACUUUAAUGACAUACUAAACACUAUGCUAAUAUUUAGUUUUUUCAGAAAUAGCUGCAUUAUAUACACUUUGUGGAUUUUAUUUCUAAAUUGACUUAGUCUAAUGAAUGAAGAAAAAUGAGAGUUAAAACAAUAAUGACCAAUUGAAAACAAAAUGAUCUUUGAGGUCUUUUAAAAUAUUCACCCAGUUAUAUUUAGGAUUCCUAAGAGCUACGUGUUAUGAUAUUCUCAAAUUAGAAUUGAAACAUGGAAGAAAAAAAAAAAAAGAAACAUGGUGUUUUUCAUUAAAUUUAAGAUAUGCAAAUUUAUGUAGAGUAAAUAAAUGUUAUAUACCCUAUAAUGUUCUUUUGCCUAAGUAAUAAUUAUAUGGAUUUGUUUUCCUUUAUAUUAUAAAAGAUGUCUUGAUUUUGUCGUUUGAUAUUAACAAAACUCUUCAGAUACUCUUAUGUUCUCUUGUCUGGAUUUGCCUCCCUUGCUUUGUUUCUCACAUUUUGCUGCUGUUAGUAACCUUUUGUGCUUCUUUGUAAUCAAACAGUUUGAGGGGAAUGGGUUUAUUGAAUUUUGAAAAAUAAGUUUAAAGUGUUUAUUACCCAAAGUUUUGUACAUUUGUAAACGCCAAUUACACAUGUGAAUGUUAAUACUCUCAGUGAAUUGUUUAUUGUCUGCAAAAAACUCAUUGGGCAGUAACAUUUUAUGAUAAAUCCUUUAAGAUAUUAAAGUCAUUAACUUAUGUCUUACUAUAAAAAUGAGCAUAAUCUAAAUUCCCAUCUUUUAAAAUACACUGCUGUGGUUGAUGUGAUUUACAUUUUAUAUCAAGGUAGACUCAUUUUAGUUGAUUUCUCUAAAAAAUUAAACCAAGCUCUUUUUGGGGGUGCAGAGGGAGCCGAUUUUGAAUGCUCUUAAAAUGUUUCUUCCUUGGAAACCAAGAAACUGAGUACUUCCAUUCCCAAAACAAACCUUGUGGUCGUUUUAUUGGUGUGGCCACAAAGAAAAUAAUAGUGAUAGUGAAAAUAAUUCAAUAAUUAAUGUUUUAUCUAUUCAUUAUAUUAUGGAUAUAAAUUCAAUUGUAUUCAUGACAAGGAGGGAUCAGCCUUAGAGUAUAUUUAUGUACCUAGGAGAAGAGAAAGCAAAAGAUCUAAGAAACAAAACAAAACAAUCAAAAGCAGAACUGUGUUAGUACAUCAUCGCUUUCCUAAGAGGCAUAGGCCUGCAAUUUGAAAGGAAGUACUUAUAGUUGUGAUUAUUCCUUUGAACACUCACCAUCCACUCUCUGAUUACCUGUGGCCCAUGGUGGAGGCCAGACUCAUUUUAAAAGAACUGAUUCUCCUCUCUGAGGACCUUCCUUUCCUUUAUGGGAUUCAUGAAUAGUGCCUUUGAUUUUUCUACCCUGAGAGAGAGCCUUUUUAAAAAAAACAGUUUUGUACAGUUGACCCUUGAACAACACAGGGUUUAGGGGUGCCAACUCCCUGCACAGCAAAAAAUCUGCAUACAACUUUGACUCCCUCAAAACUUAACUACUGAUAGCUUACCGUUGACCAAGAAGCCUUAAUAAUACAAACGGAUGGCUAACACACAUUUUGUAUAUUGCAUGUAUUAUAUACUGUAUUCUUAAAGAAUGCUACAGAAAAGAAAAUGUUAUAUAAAAAAUCAUAAGGAAGAGAAAAAUACAUGUACAGUACUAUAUUGAUCAAAAAAAUCCUCAUAUAAGUGGACCCGUACCAUUCAAACCCAUGUUGCUCAAAGGUCAACUAUAGUCAAGAGGACCUGCUUUCCUGAAUACCAAUUAAGAGAACCAUUUCUUUUCUAGUGACAGAACACUUGCCAAAACAUUCAUUCUUCUCCUAGUCUGGGGUCUUAUAAAUCUAGAGGAAAAUAUGACUCUUUUUUGUACCCAUCAUCCAACAUUGCUGCCUUUUACUUGCUUUUUCAUUGAUGAUUAUGUCUAGAUGUUCUUUAUUUUAACCUCAAUUACUGAUACCUUAUAAAAAUAAUGUUUGUUAAUACUGAAUGCUUAUUAUGAAUUAAGAACUAAGUUUUUUGCACGCAUUAAUGCACUUAACCAUCACAACAGCCUUAUGAGGUAGGUUCUAUUAUUAUUCUCAUUCUUACAGGUGAGGAGACCGAGGCACAGAGAAGUUACCCUAUGCUCACAAAUAGCAAGUAAGUGGUAGGACAGGAAUUUGAAUGCAGGCACUCUGCAUGAGAGUCCAUACUCAUUUCUUUCUCUAGGUAGAAAAAGAGAGGUUUCAUUUUAAUAAAUGAACAAUCAUUUAUUUUAACAAAAAGAAAAUGAAAAAAGUUUAUGCUUUUUAGAAGUAAAAUUUAUACUGGUCAUACUCCUCUCAGAAAAUUUUGGUUCUUUAGCCUCGUGGGGAAAUUUUGUUUAAAUCUCAUGGAAUUUUACAUACAAUUUGCUUUAGAAAGGUAAAUGUAAGAAAACGUGUAUAUACUUCACAUUUUAUAAAUAUUAGAUAAAUUGCAUGGCAUUUUGGAUGACUGAACCAUAAACAAAUUUACUUAUCAAAAAGGCUUUAUUGCCAAAAAAAUUAGAUAACCUAGAUGAAAUGGGCAAAUUCCUAGAAACACAAAAUACCAAAACUGACUCAAAAAGAAAUAAAAAGUCUGAACAGACCUAAAACAAGUAAAGUGAUUGAAUCAAUAAUCAAAAUCUCCCAACAAAGAAGGUACAGCAGCAGGUGGAUUCACUAGUGAAUUCUACCAAACAUUUAAAGAGAAGUUAACAGCAAUUCCUCUUAAACUCGUCCAAAAAAAAAAAAAUAGGAGGAACACUUCCUAAUUUAUUCAAUAAGACUAGCAUUACUUUGAUACCAAGCCAGACAAAGAGUAUACACUAUGACAAAGUAAUAUUUAUUGUAGGAAUACAAGGAUGUUUCACCAUAUGAAAAUCAAUCAAUGUAAUAUAUCACAUUAGUAGCAUGAAGGAAUCAACAGCUAGAAGAAACUAGGACAAUGACUUGAAAACAAAGCUCUUUAUUAUAAGAAGAAUGAAGGGAGAUAUGAACAACAUGAUCAUCUCAAUUGAUAAGAAAAAUAAUUUGACAAAAUCCAACACCCUUUCAUGUUAAAAAAACAUUCCACAAACUAGGGAGAAAUGGAAUUUCCUCAAACUAUUGAAAGGCAUUCGUGAAAAACCCACAGUUAACAACAUACUAAAUGGUGAAAGAUUGAAAACUAUCUCUUUAAGAUCAGGAAAAAGCCCUCUUAACCACUGCUAGUCAACAUUGCACCAGAAGUUCUAGCAAGAGCAGUUAGGCAAGAAAAAGAAAUAAAAGGAAUCUCAAUUAGGAAGAAGUAAGACUGUAGCUGACAUGAUCCUAUAUAUUAAAAAUUCUAAAGAAUUCAUACACACACACACAACAAAACUUGAGAGCUAAUAAAUUCAGUAAUGUUACAAGAUACAAGAUCAACACACAAAUGUCUAUACAAAAAAAAAAAAAACAACAACAAAUGUCUAUACAAGACAAGAAGGAAAUUUUUAAAAAUCCAAGAAGGAAAUUUUAAAAAACAAGCCCAUUUAUAGUAGCAUCACAAAGAAUAAAGUACUUGGUAAUAAAUUUAACUGAGGAAGUGCAAGGCUUACACAAUGAAAAGUGCAAAGCAUUGCUGAGAUAAAGAUCUAAAUAAAUGGAAAGACAUCCCACGUUCAUGGAUUAGAAGACUUAUUGUUUAGAUGACUUUAGUCUCCAAAGUAGUCUACAGAUUCAGUGCAAUCCCUAUCAAAAAUCCAAUGGCCCUUUUUUUGCAGAAAUGGAAAAGCUAAAAAAAAAAAAAAAAAA